Molecule: messenger RNA, 9244 nt
Organism: Bombyx mandarina (wild silkworm)
Lineage: Eukaryota; Metazoa; Arthropoda; Insecta; Lepidoptera; Bombycidae
Gene: nej
Product: CREB binding protein nejire
Biological process (GO): positive regulation of transcription by RNA polymerase II
Cellular component (GO): transcription regulator complex; histone acetyltransferase complex; nucleus
Molecular function (GO): zinc ion binding; chromatin DNA binding; protein binding
Source: RefSeq, a predicted model, not a curated record
GAAAAAGUUUUCAUCAACAGCCGCCAUUUUGCGCUGGAGAGACUAAGAAGAAUUUAGGAAUUUGUCGUGUAAAUUUUCUGUUUUUUUCUUACAUCAUACCAUUAUAAACUGUAUCAUUCCGUGUAUUUUAAUGUGUUAAGUGAAAUUGCGUAGUUUGAUCAAAGAAAUAAAUUUCAUAAAGUAGACAAAUCUGGUGAUAUUGUUUUCAUUUAUUGUGCUAGUUCCGACGGAAGAUGGUGAGAGGGUCUGUGUAGCUCUUCGAUUCGGAGCUUUGUAAUGGCGAAUACUUGAGUGAGAAUUAUAAUAUGUGCCUUCUACGAUGCGAAGGACAUCGAACGAUUGUGAUGUGGGUGAAUUAUAUUAUGAUGAAUGACAAAUCUCUUUAAAAUGUUAUUUCUUGAAGAUAUAAGACAUAAAAGUGUUAUUUGAAUCGGCGGGCCGAAAUAUUCACGACGGCUUACGUUUAGUAAACAGAGCCAUGGCCGAUGAGCCGCCUAACAAGCGGCCGAAGAUGAUCAGGGACCCUUUUCAGGGUCCCUCUGACUCCACGGCUGAUGGAUUCUCAAACCUUGACAUGUUUGACCUCGAAAAGGACCUCCCUGAUGAAUUAAUGGGAGGUCCAUGGGGUGAGCAGCCGGGAGUUCCGGGCCCCAAGCCCCCGGCGCAAGGAUUGGGGCCUGGGCAAAUGGCCCCUCAGCAGCAGCUCAAUGGAGAUGAUCCUGCAGCUGCUAUGCACAGACAGAUCAAUAAUCAUCUUUUACAAGUCUUUUCACAGGGCAACAAGAGUGGCUUAGUUGGCCACAACAAUCCUUUAGGAUUGAGUAGUUUAGGCAGUAAGAGUCCAAACUUACAGUCACCUCCAAAUGUGUCUGUAUCAAAGGACCUCAUGGGUGGCAUGCACCAAUUAAUGCCAAAUACGAGUCACCCAAAUCAACUACAUUCGACAAUGCCGAUGAGUUCAAUUCAAGGCGGCAUGAACGUCACAAACGUUGGGAAUAUGAUUGUGACAAAUAGUAAUAUGACUGGAGCAGGGAUGCUUGGAAGUGGGAUAAUUAACAAUGUAAACAAGCAGCUGCCGACACUGAUGGGCAACAGCCAUCAUGGGACACAUCAUCCUCAUGCACAGAACGGUAUUUUACAGGCGAUACAAAACGGGCCCAUCGGUGGACGAGUAGGCGGGGUUGGGAUGCAGGCGCCGAAUAUUCGCGCUCCAUUACAGCAUCACCCCCGAAUGCAAGCGCCAGGUGGCGGCGGUCAUCCGCUUGCUCCAUAUCAUCCAACGUACGGGCAGUCUGCAACAGGAGCCGGUGCCGCGGCGGGGGCUCCGCUACCACAAAGACCCGCCGGUGUCCGGUUCGGUCCGUCGGGCGAGAUGGGAGCUGGAGGAGGCGGGGCUGCCGCUGCUGUCCCUCCCGCUCCGUCACCGCAGACUCCCGGGGCUCCGGCGGGGGGCCAGUCGCAACCGCAGGCCGCCACCCAAGCUCCUGCUCAGCAACCUGCCGGCCCUCAGCAACCUCCCGCCGGUUCCAUUGCAGACCCAGAAAAACGUAAACUUAUUCAGCAGCAGCUUGUUCUACUGUUACAUGCACACAAAUGUCAACGACGCGAGUCUCAGUCAAAUGGAGAGUCGUGGCAAUGCUAUUUACCUCAUUGUAAAACAAUGAAAGGUGUACUAAAUCACAUGAUGUCAUGUCAGGCUGGAAAAAGUUGUACUGUACCGCAUUGUUCGUCGUCGCGACAAAUUAUCAACCAUUGGAAACAUUGCAACAAAAAUGACUGUCCUGUAUGUUUGCCUCUGAAACAAGCGGACCGAACUCGCAGCAUAAACGCCGCGGCGGGAGGACAGGCUCCCCACGUGACCACCGGAGUGGCGAGUGGGGUGACGGGCGGCGUGGCCAGCGGGGUGGGUGGCGGCGGAGGCGCAGGCGGCAUGGCCAGCGUCGGCAUAGGUGUGGGCAGCGGCGGCACUGUGCAAGGCACGAUAGGCGUCGCGCAACAGUUGAGCGCACCUACGCAAGAGGCCAAUAUGAAACGCGCAUAUGAGGCGCUUGGUAUAACGUGCCCCACUUCUGUGCCGAACAUGGGCGGUGGAUUUCCUCGCGCCCCUGUGCGUAUGCCGGCCCCGCGCCCUCCUCCGCUCACGGACGUGGUGCCGCAGCAACAGACGCAGUCCGUACAGUCGCUGUUCUCGCACCAACCGCAGCCGGACAUGCAGACGCAACAACAGCAACAACAACCCCAGCAACAAACCCAGACGCAGCAGCAACAACAGCAACAACAACUGAAUAUUAUUUUAACUCAGAUGGGGACGGGAUCCCUCCAGCUCCCGGGUGGAGCCGUGACCGCCAAUCCAGUAUCGGGAACGAAGGAGUGGCACCAAUCGAUCACGGCUGAUCUCAGAAACCACCUAGUCCACAAACUGGUUCAAGCGAUAUUCCCGACACCAGACCCAUCGGCGAUGCUCGAUAAACGGAUGCACAACUUAGUAGCUUAUGCUAGAAAGGUUGAGGGUGACAUGUAUGAAAUGGCAUGUACGCGAUCAGAAUAUUAUCACUUGCUAGCUGAGAAAAUCUAUAAAAUUCAGAAAGAGCUAGAAGAAAAAAGACAAAAAAGAAAAGAGCAACAACAGUUGGCCGCCCAGGCUGCACAGCAACAAGCGCAGCAGCAGGCCCAGUCACAGGUGCAGCUUCAGCAACAAGGUGUUGGAAGUGCAGGCCAGGUAGGCGGAGGUGUUGGCGUGGGCGGCGCUGCCAGGGCGGCACUGGGCCGUGGCGGGCUGGCCGGGACCGCACCUCUCGGCAUGCGCAUUCCUUCGCCCGGCAUCGCACUCUCCAUGCCCACGGCAAGACUGCCCUUCCAGAAUAACCUUGUGGGACCGCCCGGACCUAGUCCCAACCAGAUGGGUCAAACGUCGAAUGGAAGUGUGGGUAGUGUGGGUGCGCCGGGCAUGUCGCCGUUCGGGUCGUUGACCUCCCCCGCCCCCCACUACGCGCAGACCAACGGACCCGCGCCGCUUGCCUCCCCCACGCACCAACACAUCGACACUAACAAGUGCGUGCGUGGCGGUGCGAGUCCGUUCGUGGGAGUGAACUCGCCCGCGCCCGGCACCCCCGCCACUCCCGCGCGCGCCUCCCCCGCGCCCGCCCGCCACCUGCCGCCGCCGCCGCCCCCGCAGCCGCAGCACCACCCGCUCGUGCAACACGAACAGAGUCCCCAACAACAAGAAGAAAUUCGUGUCAAACAAGAACCAGAGGAGCCUCGGAUUAAAGAAGAACCCGAGGAUGACUGUGGCGGAAAAGGAAUGCGGGAUGAGAUUGUUUCUCAAAAAGAUUCAAGCGAACCGGACUUCAUGGUUAAACAAGAGAUCAAGCAAGAAAUUAAACAAGAAGCUAAACAAGAAGUCAAACAAGAAACUAAGCUGGAAGUCAAAGCGGAGAUCAAAGAAGAACCCACGGAGAGCACUACUGACUUGAAUAAUGCCGACCGAGGGACGAGGAAGAUCUUUGUGUUCAAACCCGAGGACCUGCGGCAGGCGCUCAUGCCCACACUCGAACAAAUGUUCCGACAAGACCCCGAGUCCCUGCCCUUCCGCCAGCCCGUCGACGCGCAGGCGCUGUGCAUCCCGGACUACUUCGAUAUCGUCAGUAAACCGAUCGACUUGUCCACCAUCAAGUCGAAGCUGGACCGCGGCGUCUACAAGGACCCCUGGGAGUAUGUCGACGACGUGUGGCUGAUGUUCGAGAACGCCUGGCUCUACAAUAGAAAAAAUUCUAGAGUUUACAGAUAUUGUACUAAGCUAUCAGAAGUAUUCGAGCAGGAGAUUGAUCCCGUGAUGCAGAGUUUGGGCUAUUGUUGUGGACGAAAAUACACAUUCAAUCCCCAAGUGUUAUGCUGUUACGGCAAACAACUGUGUACCAUCCCGAGAGACGCCAAGUACUUCAGCUACAAGAACAGAUACACGUUCUGCCAGAAAUGCUUCAAUGAGAUCCAGGGCGACACCGUGACGCUCGGCGACGACCCGCUACAACCGCAGACUGCUAUUAAAAAGGAUCAGUUUAAAGAAAUGAAAAAUGACCAUUUGGAACAAGAACCGUUUGUUAUGUGCAUGGACUGUGGCAGGAAACAGCACCAGAUCUGUGUAUUACACCAUGAUUCGAUAUGGCCCCAGGGCUUCUGCUGUGAUAAUUGUUUGAAGAAGAAGGGGGGCAAACGGAAAGAGAACAAGUUUAGUGCGAAGAAACUGCCCACCUCUAAACUUGGCAUUUAUAUUGAAACUAGAGUCAAUAAUUUCCUAAAGAAGAAAGAGGCUGGUGCCGGUGAAGUGCAUAUCAGGGUUGUCGCCUCUUCUGAUAAGAUAGUAGAAGUGAAACCAGGAAUGAAAACAAGAUUCGUAGAGCCUGGUGAAUUAUCUCCCGAAUUCCCGUACAGGGCCAAAGCUUUAUUUGCAUUUGAAGAAGUUGAUGGGACUGAUAUUUGUUUCUUUGGUAUGCAUGUGCAGGAAUACGGCAGUGAGAGUCCGUCACCCAAUACGAGGCGCGUUUAUAUAGCAUAUCUAGACUCGGUACAUUUCUUUCAACCGCGUCAGUGCAGGACGGCAGUGUACCAUGAGAUUUUAUUAGGAUAUUUAGAUUAUGCUAAGCAACUCGGUUAUACCAUGGCACACAUAUGGGCGUGUCCGCCGUCGGAGGGAGAUGACUAUAUUUUCCACUGUCAUCCACCUGAACAAAAAAUUCCAAAGCCCAAAAGGUUGCAAGAGUGGUAUAAGAAAAUGUUAGAUAAAGGAAUUAUAGAGAGGAUAAUAUUAGACUAUAAAGACAUUCUCAAACAAGCAAUGGAGGACAACAUCUCUUCAGCGGCUGAGCUGCCGUAUUUUGAGGGCGACUUCUGGCCGAAUGUACUAGAAGAGUCCAUAAAAGAAUUAGAUCAGGAGGAAGAGGAGAAAAGAAAGCAGGCAGAAGCCGCCGAGGCAGUGAUAUUCCAGUCGUCAGAGGAGAACGAGCAGGGCCCUGAUGGUAAGAAGAAAGGCCAGAAGAAGGCGAAGAAAUCAAACAAGUCAAAGGCGGCCCAGAGAAAGAACAGCAAGAAACAAAGUGAUCAGCAACAGGGAAGUGAUCUCAGUGCAAAAAUAUUUGCAACCAUGGAGAAACACAAGGAAGUGUUCUUCGUUAUAAGGCUACAUUCCGCACAGUCUGCUGCUAGUUUAGCUCCUAUCCAAGACCCUGAUCCAUUAUUAAAUUGUGACCUCAUGGACGGUCGUGACGCGUUCUUAACCAUGGCGCGAGAUCGACAUUACGAGUUUUCGUCGACAAGAAGGGCGAGGUACUCGACGCUAUGCAUGCUGUACGAGCUGCACAACCAGGGCCAGGACAAGUUCGUGUACACGUGCAACAGCUGCAAGUCGCACGUCGAGACCAGGUACCACUGCACCGUCUGCGACGACUUCGACCUGUGCGUGCCCUGCUACGAGAAGGAGGGACAUCCGCACACCAUGGAGAAGCUCGGCCUCGACAUCGACGUGGGCUCCUCGCCGGGAGACAUGAAGCAAGCCAACCCGCAGGAGGCGCGCAAGCAGUCCAUCCAGCGCUGCAUCCAGUCCCUGGUGCACGCGUGCCAGUGCCGCGACGCCAACUGCAGGCUGCCGUCCUGCCAGAAGAUGAAGCGGGUCGUCACCCACACCAAGAUCUGCAAGCGAAAGACGAAGGGCGACUGUCCGAUCUGCAAGCAACUGAUAGCGCUGUGCUGCUACCACGCCAAGCACUGCACGGAGUCGAAGUGCUCGGUGCCGUUCUGCAGCAGCAUCAAGCAGAAGCUGAAGCAGCAGAAGGUGCAGCAGCGCGUGCAGCAGGCCAAGCUGCUGCGGCGGCGCAUGGCGGCCAUGAACACGCGCGCCGCCCCGCCCUCCUCCCCGCCGCCGCACGCGCUCGCCUCGCCGCCCCCCUCCAAGCCCGCCGCCACGCACGUGCCGCACAACGUGCAGAAGGCGCUGCAGCAGGUACAGGAGGAGGCGGCGCGACAGCAGGCGCCGUCGUACGGCAAGCAGGGCGCCAUGGGGCCGCCCGGCGCCGCCGCCCGCGCCGACUGGGCCGCGCGCUACCGCCCGCCGCCGCCGCCGCCGCUGCACCACGCGCCGCACCUGCCGCGCCCGCACCACCUGCACGCCGCGCAGCCCGCGCCGCCCGCCAUGCAGCAGCAACAGCGAGGCGCGAGUCCGGCCGGUCCGCAGCCGCAGAUGCACCAGAAGGCACUUCAGCAGCUGAUGGCCACGCUGCGCUCGCCCAGCAGUCACAACCAACAACAGGAGAUAUUGCAAAUACUCAAAUCCAAUCCGCCGCUGAUGGCCGCCUUCAUAAAACAACGACAGAACGCGCAAAAUCAACAAGCGGGUGUAGGAGGCGUGGGCUCAGUGGGCGGGGUGUGCGGCGUUCCUCAGCAACAAGCGCCGUUGCAGCACAUGAUGCAGCCGCAGCAGCAGCAGCGACUGCAGCAGAUGCACCAGAUGUUGCCGCAGCAGCCGCAGGUGGGUGGUGUGUCAGGAGUGGGCACAGUGGGCGGCGUGUCCAACGUAGGCAUGAGUGCAGUCGGCGCCGGCGGCGUGGGGACCGUAGGCGGCAUGGCUCAUAGUGCUGCCGGCGGUUGGUUUAAGCAAAACGCGGCGGCCGGCGUGGGCAUGAUGAGCAUGCGUGGUGCAUACGGCGGAGUGGGCGGCGUGGGUGCGGUGGGCGGAGCGGCGCGGCUGGGCGGUGCGGGCGCGCGCUACAGUUUCGUGGGCGGCGGCGUGGGUGGUGUGGGCGGCGUGGUGCAGCGGUCGCCGCCCGCCACGCCGUCGCCGCGCCCGCCCACGCCCUCCGAGCUCCACCUGCUGCGACAGUCGCCCGCACCGCCCGCGCCGCAUCCGCCGCCCGACGACCAACUUCCGCCCAUGACGCCGCAGGACCAGCUCACGAAGUUCGUCGAACAGUUGUAGUGUAUAUAGCAGAGGCGCGCGGUGCCGUCCUGUAAUAUAUAAUGUAAUGGCGGCGCGCGCGCUCCCCCACCCUCCCCUCCCCUCGCUUCCCUUUCCUUGUUCCCGAGCCCUAUUUAUUGUCGAUGAGUUGUGUUUUUGCGACGCGAGGGACGUAAAUUAAGUAUUACGGUGACCGAAUCGAGAGCUCAAUGUACAAAAUGUAAAUAUGAGAGGAGAAACGUCCUGUCCGCUUCUGCGUAAUUGUAAGUUGUUCGUAGUGUAGGUACAUUAUGAUACUUAUUCUGUUUAUUGUAAUUAAAUCAUUUUAUAAUAUAAUUAUGUGAUCAUUAUAAAAAGUUGUUUUAGUUUUUGAACCCAUAUACUAAGUUAAGUGUUUGAAUAUUCAAGUUGAACUAAUGAAAAGAUUUUUAUUUGACAGCACAAAGGAAACGUAGGUCAGGAUGUAGGAACGUACGUAGUCGGUCUGACGAGCGCCCUUCUGAAUUAGUUAAUAACUCCACCGCUGUAAAACAUUAUAUACAUAAUAUACAAUCGUAAUUAUUGUUUUACGAGCAAAUACAGUAAAGCAGUUGGAUGCGUACGUUUUUGUUUGUCACGCAAAAAUUGGGUUACAAUGUUGUUACGAACACGUUAAUGUUAAAAGUGUUGCCAUGUGAAAAUUUGUUCAAAUUUUUUUGAAGUUAAUCUUGGAUAUGCCAAGUGUGGAAUUUUGAAUGUAUGAUAUGAAUUAAAAUGUGUUCAUAUCAUGUAACAACUUUGCACUAAUAAUAGUUUGAACAUUUUUGGUACAGCUAUGUAUUAAGCUCCUCUCAGAAUAUUAACAUGUAAUUUUUGAGGAAUUUUGAAACCCUCAGUUGAAAGUCAAAGAAGCAUAACAUCCAGCGGUCUAAUUCACGCAACAGUUAAAUUAUUUUGUGCUUUAACAUGUUCUAUUUUAUUUGAACAGAAGAUUUUUGUUGUUUUUGUACGAUGUAUAAUUAAGUUAGAUAGGCAGAAUACUCUUUAUUGUCAACACGGUGGUUCGGUGAUGUACCGAUUGCAAAAACAAAACUUUAUAAACUGAUGAAACGAACAAAAGAGACUAUUUUUUUACAAAUAUUACAUGUGAAAUGUAUGUCAGCUCCAUAUAUACAUUUGUGAUAUGAAAAGUUAGGAAAUAGGAAAAAAAUAUUAGACUACGUCAUAAUGUUUAAGUAAUUAUCUUAAAGCCGGUUAUGUUUCAGCGUUGCAUCUUAUUUUGUUACAGCCUUUAUUAUGAAAGAAUGGAUUUAAUAAAUGGAAACAAAAGUUGUUUUUCUUAUAACUUUUAAUAUUACUUUCCAAGGUCUGCUACAGUGAAACAACAAUGUAACUUUAUCCCACAGAUUUGUUGCACAGAAAGUCUUAAAAUCUAACACAAAUUAAUGAAUACUAGUAAGGUAGUAACGUAAAUAAUUUAACUUAAAGCACGGCGCGGGGACGUGACAUUUUGUACUUUAGUUAUUUGCAGGAAAAUUAGUAACAAGUUAUACACAAGACACAAUAUGAUCCUAGGCUUACACACAUUUUUGUCAAAUAUGGACAAUCCGUUAUUUUUCCUUUCAGUUGCAACACUUAAAUCUCCUAACUAAGUACCUUUAAAUGGCAUUAGUGUAAUGUUUUUUUUUUUUUACAUAGCAGCACAUUUAAAUUAAUUUUAUGACCGCAUUAAAUAACUUAAAACAUUUCGACAUUAGGUAAGAUUUUUGGAUUGGAAUAAUUCAACUGAAAAAUGAUCUAGUCUAGAGGAACAAAUAUAAGUAUCCACAAAUUCGUAUAAAAGCGAUCCUUAUUUCUAAUGUCGCGAUGUUAUAAUAAAACAGUGAAUUUAGUUUGCUAGUUUUUAGGGAAGCAUUAAAAAAACACACGGGCUGAAUUGAGAGCUUUUUCAUGUUUUUCAACCUGCCCAUUUUAAUUUUAUAUUUAAAACACUGCUGCUUAACAAAAAUUUCGAUUAAAGGAAUGUGUAAUAAAUGAUUUUGUUACAUCCCUCGGAUAUCAUUAAUAUGCCAUCAUUCAGUCUUUCAUUUCAUAGAACUGUUAUUAUUAUAUACAAAAAAUAUGCAAUAAGUAAAAACAGCUAACAUUGAACUUGUUAUAACUUAUUUACAAUAAACAAAUUUUUGACGAUUUAUAUUUAUUGAAUAACUACGUUACGUUUUAAGUAAUUCACCCAACAGACAAACCAAAACGAUUUCCGCAACUUGACUGACACAGGUUUUUAUGGCCUUAUUGCAUGUUCUAAUCCAAUUUGAAAAAAAA